AUCAUCCGAGACAUAAAGUGCACUAUUGUGGAAAGUUCAGUGAUUGCAAAGUGGACAGCAAAAGUAGACGUUUAAUUUAAAAUAUCAUUUAAAAUGUUUCAAGCAAAAGUGAUUUUAUUAGUGUGCACAUUUUGGAUUUAUUUUAUUCAAAGUGAAGUGGUGAAAAGGUCAUUAUCGUGCAAAGAGAACGAGAUGUUUGUAGAAUGCUCCCACUGCGGUCCGAAGAGCUGCGAUGAUCUAGGCCACCCAGUGCCGUGCGUGGGCAACACGGGAAUAUGCAGGCCGCAAUGCGUUUGCAUCGAUGGAUAUGUUAGGGAUGCCAACGAUACUUGCAUACCGAAGACAGAAUGCCCCAGUUGUGGUGGGGACUUCAACGCCACCACGGGGUGUGGUAACCACUGUGGGAAUUCGUGUUCCGAUUACAAAGAAGUCAAUAAGACGUGUUUGAGCGGCUGUCGAUACAACAGUUGUGAUUGCAAGAAAGACUACGUUUACCACGAUGAAUUACAAAAAUGUAUUCUCCCUGUAGAUUGCUGAAAAUUGAACGAGCUCUCAGAAGCGUAAAUGCCGGAAAAGUUAAGAUAAUUGGGGAAAAUUGGACGUAAACGUUGUCCGACGGAUUUAUAAUAAUAAACACUUUGAGUACGGUUAAUGCGAAUUUUUUAUGUCCAAAAAAUAUUAUUUGAUUUUAGAACAUCUAAAUUAAAUAUGAAAAACAUGUAAAUAAAUAUCUACUUACGAUGUCUA
Molecule: messenger RNA, 747 nt
Organism: Manduca sexta (tobacco hornworm)
Lineage: Eukaryota; Metazoa; Arthropoda; Insecta; Lepidoptera; Sphingidae
Product: venom peptide BmKAPI
Exons: 4
Coding region: 94-537 (147 amino acids)
Source: RefSeq, a predicted model, not a curated record